GUCUGUUGUCUGUCAGGCUGGUAGUUUUUCUGCUCCCCUACCCAACCCACGCCAACGGCGCGCUUUCAUUCGCCGCCCACCUGCCGUCGUAAGUCUUCCCCGCCACCUCGUGCCAACAACCAUGUCGCCUGCAGGGCCAACAAUCAUGUCGCCUACAGGGCCAGGCUGACCAACGUAGAGCAUCCAUCAUUCGUUUUACAACCUCGCUCACCAGACAGAUCGACACGUCAACGUCAACAAUGCUCACUGAAUAUAAUGGCGAAGCCUCUGACAUGGAGGACACCGGCGCUGGACCGUCGAGAUGGACUGCUGCCGCGGGCUCACUUCCUGUGGCGAAAACUACGUCCACUCUUCCAAGUCGCCAUCCUUACGUCCCUGGUCAAGACGGAAGCGAGGGGAUUAAAUAGCGGCAAGGUUGCUACCGUUGCGGACUCGGAAGCUGCCGUGAACGACAUGCUGGCGCGCAUGGACGACAUAGGCCCUACUAUCGAGGCGCUACGUGAGCUGCUCAACCGUAUUCACGGGCUGGAGUUGCGCGUAGUCGAUAGGGACGCCCAGUGGGAAGAUUUGGUUGCGAUCGAGGCGAGGCUAGAGGAUCUGCCUGCCCGUCUUGGUUCUCUGGAGUCGCGCGUAAACGACAGAGACACCCAGCUCGGGAGUUUGGCACGCUCCGUUAUCGCGGCGCUGGGACCGGUCACUACGCAGGCGCACAGACAGGAGUCUUGA
Messenger RNA from Lasiosphaeria miniovina, 726 nucleotides. RefSeq lists its product as uncharacterized. Bases 256 to 726 code for a protein of 156 amino acids. The transcript is spliced from 4 exons. NCBI's taxonomy places the organism in Eukaryota, Fungi, Ascomycota, Sordariomycetes, Sordariales, Lasiosphaeriaceae. The record is from RefSeq and is a predicted model, not a curated record.